Molecule: messenger RNA, 291 nt
Organism: Blepharisma stoltei
Lineage: Eukaryota; Ciliophora; Heterotrichea; Heterotrichida; Blepharismidae
Source: the annotation of a GenBank genome assembly
AUGCAGCUGCUUACUUUAAAAAAGGGAAAUCUUGAAGCAAUAGAGUGCUAUAGAAAAGCAAUCAAGAUUUGUCCGGAUUGAGCUGACAUUUACAAUAACUUAGGAAAUGCUCUUGAUGAACUAGGCAAAUAUCCUAUGGCAAUAGAAUCUUUCAACAAAGCAAUCGAGCUCGAACCUGAAAAUCCUUCUUUUUACAAUAAUAGAGGUCUUGCUCUUAAGGGUCAAGGAAAAUAUUUAAAAGCAAUAAAAUGGUUCGACAAAGCAAUCCAAGUCAAGCCAGAUUAUUUUUAG